AUGCUCUCAUUCGUAAGUUUAAUUCACAGCCUUGCUGCCAUGGCGGAACCCUCGGGAGACCGCAGCCCAAGCCCUGACGUCAGCGCUGGCGGCCUGAGCUCCCCCUUCGAGCCGCUGCUCAGCCGCAGCAUGUCGCCCGAAGCAGAGGAACACCAUGCGCCGUCCGGACCCCUCCCACAAGAGGGGCCGCGGUCCCCCCUCCUGCGGAGCCCCAGUCCCCGAGCCGACGAAGCUAGCCCCCACUUCAGCCCCACAGCGGAUGGGGAGGCGCCCGUCAGGCGCGCAAACGCGAGCGUGACGCCGAGCCCGACGCCCGAGAGGAUCGUCAUGCUGAAGCCGCCAAAAGCGACGCCGGACCACCGGAGGGGGCAGCGGAGUCCCAGCCCCAGCCCGAUGAGUCCUCGGAAGAGAAUGGGGAGAGCCGGGGGCGAGAGGCUGGAAGAAGUGCCGGAGGAUGAGGAGUUGAGGAAAUUAAGCAGGUAUGGGGGGGAGGACGAUCCGGAGGAUGAAAGGAGGGGGGGGAGGGAGGAGCGGAGUAGCAGGCGGAGCGAUGAGGAGAGGAGGGAUAGGCGGCGAGAAGAUGACAGGCGCGACCGGAGGGGGGAUGAUGACCGGCGCGAUCGGAGGGGGGAGGAUGACCGGCGGGAAAGGAGGCGGGAUGAUGAUGAGGAUCGGUAUAGGGACCGGCGUCGAGAUCGGUAUAAUGACAGGACAGGGGAUGACAGGCGGGAAGACCGGAGACGGGGGAACGACGACGGCGAUUGGGAGCGGCGCGAUCGAGAUAGAAAGAGAGACAGGGGGGAAAGGGAGGACGACAGGCGGGACAGGGGCCGGGGAGAGCCUCGUUUGCGAGAGGAUGAAAACGGGAGAGAUAAGGAGCUGAGGGAAGAGCGAACCGAGCCCGACGGAGCAAACGGAAAGGCUCCGGUUGUUGCAAACGGCCCGGCGAGAGCGAACAUUGCGGCGCUUACGCGGACGGGGGGUGCGUACAUCCCCCCGUUCAAGCUGGCGCGGAUGAUGCAAGCGGUGGAUGACAAGGCUAGCAAGGAGUAUCAACGGCUCACGUGGGAUGCGCUGCGCAAGUCGAUCAACGGGCUCAUCAACAAAGUCAACACGGCCAACAUCCGCAACAUCGUGCUCGAGCUCUUCUCCGAGAACCUGAUUCGUGGGCGGGGCUUGUUCGCUCGUUCCCUGCUCAAAUCCCAGCUCGCGUCGCCCACGUUCACGCCCGUCUACGCAGCGCUCCUAGCGGUGGUUAAUACCAAGUUCCCGGAGCUGGGGGAGUUAGUGCUGAAGAGGGUCGUGCUGCAGUUCCGGCGCGCGUUCAAGCGCAACGACAAGCCGCUGUGCCUGGCGGCGGUCAAAAUGAUCGCGCACCUAGUCAACCAGCAAGUCGCCCACGAGGUGAUCGCGCUCGAGCUGCUCACGCUGCUCCUGGAAAAGCCAACAGAGGACAGCUUUGAGGUUGCUGCGGGUUUUGUGAAGGAAGUCGGAGCGACUCUGGCGGACAUGUCGCCUCAGGGGCUGCACGGCAUCUUCGAGGCAAUGCGCAGGAUUGCGCAAGAAGGCGAAGUUGGGCUGCGGGCGCAGUACAUCUUCGAGGACCUGUCGGCGGCCAGGCGGACCAAGUUUGAGGCGUUCCCUGCCGUGGGGAAAGAUUUGGAUUUGGUUGAAACGGAAGACCAGAUCACGCACGAGGUGUCGCUGGAGGACAACUUGGACCCCGAGACAGCGCUAGACAUCUUCAAGGAGAGCCCCACUUACCUGGAAGACGAGGCAGCCUACGAGAAGGUCAAGAAGGAGCUUCUUGGAGAGGAGUCUGAGGAAGAAGGUGGCGAGGAGGGCGAGGACGACGAAGAAGAGAGCGACGAAGAGGACGAGGAAGAAACGGAGGAGCAGAUGCAGAUCCGCGACGAGACGGAGACCAACCUGGUGAACCUGCGGCGUACGAUCUACCUGACCAUCAUGUCCAGCGUCGAUUUUGAGGAGGCGGGCCACAAGCUGCUCAAGAUACACCUGGCGCCUGGGCAAGAGAUGGAGGUGUGCCUGAUGCUGCUGGAGUGCUGCAGCCAGGAGCGCACGUACAUGCGCUACUACGGCCUGCUGGGGCAGCGCUUCUGCAACCUCAACCGCACCUACCAGGCCAACUUCGAGGAGUGCUUCGUCAAGCAGUACUCCAUGAUCCACAGGCUGGAGACGAACAAGCUGCGCAACGUGGCCAAGUUCUUUGCCCACCUGCUGGGCACGGACGCGCUGGAGUGGCAGGUGCUGGGCUACAUCCGCCUCACCGAGGAGGACACCACCUCCUCCUCGCGCAUCUUCAUCAAGAUCCUCUUCCAGGAGCUGUCGGAGCACCUGGGCCUGCGUCAGCUGAACGCGCGGCUGACGGACCCGCUGCACACUGCUGACGUGGAGGGCAUCUUCCCGCGGGACACGCCCAAGAACACGCGCUUCUCGAUCAACUUCUUCACGUCCAUCGGGCUCGGGGGGCUCACCGACGGCCUGCGCGAGCACCUCAAGAACAUGCCCAAGCAGAUCAUGCAGCAGCAGCCGCCCCCGCAGGCGGACGCAUCCAGCAGCGGCACUGACAGCGACUCCGAGAGCGACAGUGACAGCGAGAGCGACUCGGAGUCGGACAGCGACAGUGAGAGUGACAGCGAGAGCGAAGAUAGUGAGGAGGAGCGGAGGCGAAGGAAGAAGAAGCGGAGAAAGGCAUGAAUUUUGGAUUUCUUGUAGAGGGAGUUGGCAUAUGAGUAGGCUUCUUAGAGUUCUACCUUGCUUAAAGAACCUGUCCAUGAAGCAGAGAUGCUGGUCUAAAAGGCCGUGCCUUUCAAGCGGUGUUCAGUUUAAAAGCCUGGUCGAUGGACUGCUGUUUGAUUUUCCUCUGGCCGCAA
Klebsormidium nitens is the source of this 2894-nucleotide messenger RNA. NCBI's taxonomy places the organism in Eukaryota, Viridiplantae, Streptophyta, Klebsormidiophyceae, Klebsormidiales, Klebsormidiaceae. The record is from the annotation of a GenBank genome assembly.